GUCACGUGGUGCCGGUGGCAGCUCCCAGUAGUGACGGCGGCGGGCGGCAGCAUCCUUCCUUCUUUCCCUGCCUGCCCGCCUGCCUCCCUCUGUCCCCAUCGGAACCAGGCUGCUGGGGGCCAAGAGGGAAGGCAAGGAGAGGAGGGAGGGAGGCCAGGGCCAGGGCCAGGGCUGGCCUCCCCCCGUGUCUGAGUGGGGAGCCAGAGCCCCCAGCCCUGCACACCCGGAGCAUCUCCAAAGACAAAGGAUUCAUGUCCAAAGGGUUUGCAGAGAGUAGGACUGACGUGACCAUGUCCGAGCUGGUGGCCGAGCCCAGGCCCAAGCCGGCGGUGCCCAUGAAGCCCCUUGGCAUCAGCUCCAACCUCCUGGGCUACAUUGGCAUCGACACCAUCAUUGAGCAGAUGAGGAAGAAAACCAUGAAGACUGGCUUCGAUUUCAACAUCAUGGUUGUGGGUCAGAGUGGGCUGGGCAAGUCGACCCUCAUCAACACCCUCUUCAAAUCCCAAGUGAGUCGGAAAUCAGCGAGCUGGAAUCGGGAGGAGAAGAUCCCCAAGACUGUGGAGAUCAAGGCCAUUGGGCACGUGAUAGAAGAAGGUGGAGUCAAGAUGAAGUUGACCGUCAUCGACACCCCGGGCUUUGGAGACCAGAUCAACAACGAAAACUGCUGGGAGCCCAUUGAGAAAUAUAUCAAUGAACAGUAUGAGAAGUUCCUCAAGGAGGAGGUGAACAUCGCGAGAAAGAAGCGCAUCCCGGACACACGGGUGCACUGCUGCCUCUACUUCAUCUCACCCACAGGACACUCGCUGAGACCCCUAGACCUGGAGUUCAUGAAACAUCUCAGCAAAGUGGUGAACAUUGUGCCCAUCAUUGCCAAAGCUGACACCAUGACCCUGGAAGAGAAGAUGGAGUUCAAGCAGAGGGUCCGGAAGGAGCUCGAAGUGAACGGCAUUGAGUUUUACCCACAGAAGGAGUUUGACGAAGACUUGGAGGACAAGACGGAGAAUGACAAGAUCAGGCAGGAGAGCAUGCCCUUCGCUGUGGUUGGGAGCGACAAGGAAUAUCAAGUCAAUGGCAAGAGGGUCCUUGGCAGAAAAACACCCUGGGGAAUCAUCGAAGUGGAAAACCUCACCCACUGUGAGUUUGCCUUGCUCAGAGACUUCGUCAUCAGGACCCACCUCCAGGACCUCAAGGAAGUCACCCACAACAUCCAUUAUGAGACCUACCGGGCCCAGAGGCUCAACGACAAUGGAGGUCUCCCUCCGGCACCUCAUCCAUCAAAUCUCACCUCCUUCAAGGGCUUGGAAAAAUAAAGCCCGGAGACGCUAGAUUGAGCAGGGAGAAGGCAUCCUUCCACCAGCGCCAGCCUCCCCCCGCCCUGCCACCACCGCCGAGUGAUGGUCAUUUCCAGGCUGCUCCUCCUCCCCACCGGCCCCCCACCCCAGUCGUUCACCCUUCAGGGACGUGGUCGCUCUAGCGCUCCAUGUCCAGCCGACUGCCGGCCUGCCACGCCCUGCCCUCAGGGGGAGGGUCCUGCCUCCUCCGAAGGCCCCUCCAGUGGCCUAGC
This is a messenger RNA of Dromiciops gliroides (monito del monte), 1564 nucleotides long. It is a transcript of the gene SEPTIN3, whose product is annotated as septin 3. The record is from RefSeq and is a predicted model, not a curated record. Gene Ontology annotation, molecular function: molecular adaptor activity; GTPase activity; GTP binding. Lineage: Eukaryota; Metazoa; Chordata; Mammalia; Microbiotheria; Microbiotheriidae. Gene Ontology annotation, biological process: cytoskeleton-dependent cytokinesis. The coding region runs from base 252 to 1310 and encodes 352 amino acids. Gene Ontology annotation, cellular component: septin complex; septin ring; microtubule cytoskeleton. The transcript has 12 exons.